Molecule: messenger RNA, 1039 nt
Organism: Branchiostoma belcheri (Belcher's lancelet)
Lineage: Eukaryota; Metazoa; Chordata; Leptocardii; Amphioxiformes; Branchiostomatidae
Product: C-factor-like
Exons: 5
Coding region: 139-924 (261 amino acids)
Source: RefSeq, a predicted model, not a curated record
UAUCGCAAAUCGUGUAUUUGUCGCAAAAUCUCAUUACAUCAUCAUCUAGUACAACAUCAGCUGAUCCAUCACAAAUGUUUCACAAUGCCUUUGGGUGUUUUCUCGUUACACAACGUGCCUGUAUAGUAGAUAUUAAAAAUGUCUGCCUGUCUAGUGCAAGGAGCGAGUAGAGGAAUCGGACUACAGUUUUGCAGAUACCUCCUGAGAGGAGCUCCCAGCAGCACUGUCAUUGCAACAUGUAGAAAUCCAGGCGGCGCCACAGAAAUACAUGCCCAUCAGGCAGAGUUUCCAAGCAACCUGCACAUCCUGCCUCUUGAUGUCACUGAUGAGGGCUCCAUCCAGCAGGCAGCCAAUCAGGUGCAGCAGCAGCAUGGAGGAGGACUAGACCUGCUGAUCAACUGUGCCGGCAUCCUCCAUCCCAGUGGCAGGGGGGAAACCAGCCUCCGGGACGUCUCUUCUCAGGGUCUGUUAACAACCUUUAGCACCAAUGCUAUAGGACCAUUGCUGGUAGCCAAGUACUUCUCACCACUUUUGCAGAAGGGAACAGGAGCAUUUGGCCAACAUGCAUCGAACAAGCAGACGCAUACUGCAGUGAUGGCCAACAUAUCAGCCAAGGUUGGCUCCACAACAGACAAUGGCCUUGGUGGUUGGUACUCCUACCGUAUGUCCAAGUGUGCACUGAACAUGGCUACUAAGAAUCUCAGCAUUGAGCUCGGCCGUGGCAGGAACAAGGUGAUCUGUGUCAGCCUGCACCCUGGUACAGUGGACACAGACCUCUCCAGGCCAUACCACAAAAAUGUACCGGGUGACAAGCUGUUCUCCACAGAGCGGUCAGUGCAGUACCUGAUGGACAUUGUGAAUGGACUGACCAUGCAGCACACAGGCAAAUUCUUCACCUGGGAGGGGAAGGAGAUGCCAUUCUAGUGGUACAAUACCACAUAUGACUGGACAUGAACUUCACAAACUCUCAGGAACUGUUGACUGGGUGACUGUUCAGUUGGGAGGCAUCAAGGGACUUGAUAUUUAAGCUACUAUUUAA